Messenger RNA from Dothidotthia symphoricarpi CBS 119687, 1083 nucleotides. RefSeq lists its product as uncharacterized. NCBI's taxonomy places the organism in Eukaryota, Fungi, Ascomycota, Dothideomycetes, Pleosporales, Dothidotthiaceae. The transcript is spliced from 3 exons. The coding region runs from base 1 to 1083 and encodes 360 amino acids. The record is from RefSeq and is a predicted model, not a curated record.
AUGCCAACCCAUCAGGUCGGCCGCGAGCGCCGCCGCGCAGAGAGGCGUGCAAGGCGAGGACCAUCAACUCUCACUCAAGUAUCAACACCUCUCGCCUCGACUGUCAAGAUCAUGCUAUACCUUCUCGUAGCCUCCUUGCUAACUGCUGCCGCCAUCGCACUCCCGCAAGGUGGUGAGGUGGGUCAGUUGGACGAGUGUAUUGAAAACGAGCUGGCACCAGGUUUCUUCUGCGAGAACGGCGAGGCUAUUAUCGAUAUCAAUCAAGGCUACGUUAGCGUUGGAGAAGCGUAUGAUUCGGACACUAUCAACGACGCAUACGAUCUGAACACAGCCUACGGUAGAUACGCGUCAUCAACUAAUAUCACCUUUGCCAGCAGUGGUGACGCCAAUGUCGCUCAGAAUGACGGAUACAAAGCCGAAUUCUUUGUGGAAGGUUCUAAGCAGCACGUUGGCACCCUGCACAAGCAGCGUCUGUAUGACAACAUCUACGAAUGCCUCGACCAACUCUGUCCGGUCGCACAGCCUGAAUGCAGAAAUGGCUUCAACUUUAAUGGAAGAUCCAAAUGCCGAAUCAACAACAUUCUAUACCGCGAUCCUAAGACGGAUAAGCUUGCUACUGAUGGGUCUCUCUUUGUCUCUAUCCAAUCUUUGCACAUGGAUGACGAACCUGAGCAUGCUGACCUCAAACGCGCAAUGUUCGAGAUGGCCGCAGGCAUGUACGCCGUCAUGACUGAGCAGUACGACAAUUGCUACCAUUUUGAUGCACCAGGAACCCGUACGUCAACAUUCUGCAACAUCUCACCCUAUGUGCUUGUUGCCUUUCCCACCAACACGGGCGUCAAUAUCCCCUACAUUGCGAUGACAGUUGAAUUCGACAAGAAAACCAUCUAUCAUGGACUCAACUGUCAAGCUUACGCGGCGCCAAUCGCGGAGUUUUUCGAUCGUGCUUGCAAGCGGGAUUUCGCUGAUGCAUAUGGUCUGUGGUCUACCGAUAUUACGGCCAAUGUGUCUUCUUGUUGGAUGACUCCAGCAUGCUAUCGUCCGAGUGCUCUUGGCUGUUAUCCUUUCAAUGACCACAAUUGA